Messenger RNA from Aquila chrysaetos chrysaetos, 1242 nucleotides. It is a transcript of the gene PDZK1IP1, whose product is annotated as PDZK1 interacting protein 1. Bases 360 to 716 code for a protein of 118 amino acids. The transcript has 4 exons. The record is from RefSeq and is a predicted model, not a curated record. NCBI's taxonomy places the organism in Eukaryota, Metazoa, Chordata, Aves, Accipitriformes, Accipitridae.
UUCCCCAAGCACCGCAGCCGUGCUGGGGAAGAGGUUGACCCAUCUGGCCGUCGUUUCUUCCUCCUGGGCCGAUGCGAAUGUUUUGUGGCUGAGUCCCCUUCCACGCCCUAAAGGGACCGUCAGGUUCAAGUCACCGUGCCCCAAAUUCCCCGCCAGCCGCCUCCGCGGGAGAAAGAAAGAGGCACCUCCUUCCACCCCUGCCCGCAGCCGGAUUUGAAUAACCAGGUGUGAGCAUCAGCCUCCCUCGUUAAUACGUUUGAUAAUUGACCAAGCCGCUCAUUCCUGUGGGAGGGCGGCGUGCCCAAGCGCAGCUCGGCUGCUCCUCCGCUCCCCGAGAGCCCACGGCCCUGCCUGCCGCCAUGCCUGCCCGCUGCCUCCUCCUCCUCCUCCUCCUGGGGCUGCUCCUGGCGUUGGAGCCUGCCUGCUGCCAGGAAGCCCGGGGCAGUCUCCAGCCAUGGUCGCAGGGUGUCAUCGCAGUGGUUGUGUUUCUAGUCCUGGUGGCCAUCGCUUUCGUGGUCAAUAGGUUCUGGUGUAAGGAGAAAGUGGAAAAUGUCGAGACAGCGGUGAGCGUCGAGGACAAGCAGGAGGCUGUCAUGUCCAACGGCCACGAAGGGAGAUACCUAACCGCUGCAGCUGACUUCAGGUCCAAAGAGAGCCAGCACACCUAUGAGAACGUCCUGGAGCUCGAGGAGAGGGUGAUCACCACCGCCAUGUAGCAGGCGCUCCGGCCGGCCGACCUCCUUCCUCUUCUCACUUUGCUUCCCGUUGUCGCGAUGGGCAUUUUUGCAGGGACCCUCUGCACCGGCAUCCCUGGUGUGCAGCGGCUCCCCGACCUCUCCACGGCACCACCACCUCCUGAUCUUUUCCCUUCCCACCUGCGGGACGUGCUCUUCUGCCUCGGGGGCUGGUGUCCACGCUGGCAUCGGUCCCCGGGAGAUGUCUGGAGGUGCCACCUCUCCUGCCUGGCGGUCACCCCACCUGGUUGGCAAGGCUGACGUCCCCAGUCCCAGGGGGGUGCUGACCUGCUCCAGACUUGGAGGGGUCCCCGCUGGGUGCCUAGGACCUCCCCACACCCCCAGCCACUCUCGGGGGAGCUGCUGAUGAAAAACCCGCUCUCUUCUCCCCGUUUUACCCUCCCUUUUACGACCUACACCAUGCAUUUUAAUGUUAGAACAAACCUCCUCCCCUGUAUAUAUCUUCCCUGUGAGCAGUAAAGAGAAUUGUUGCCCCUAUGACAGCAAA